CGUAGGUUUAAGGCAAAAGCUAGCACUUUUGUCACUGCACCAUCUAUUUAGUAUUUAAUCCCCGCUUGUGCCCCUACACUUCUCCUCACAAGUACUUCACUUAUUCACUUUCUUUCCCUGCAUUGAGGUAAUAUGGGGUUUCUGGGCCUUCUCUUGGUGGGGAUUCUCUGUGUGGGAUCAGGUGCUUAUGCAGCUAGUGAUGGUUGGAUGGAUGCUCAUGCAACCUUCUAUGGUGGGGGAGAUGCCUCAGGCACAAUGGGUGGAGCUUGUGGAUAUGGAAACCUGUAUAGUGAGGGCUAUGGGACUGAGACUGCUGCUCUGAGCACAGCCUUGUUCAACAAUGGUUUAAGCUGUGGGGCUUGCUAUGAAAUCAAGUGUGUCAGUCACCAGAAAUGGUGCCUUACAGGCUCAAUUAUGGUCACUGCCACCAAUUUCUGCCCACCAAACAAUGCCCUCCCAAAUGAUGCGGGUGGCUGGUGCAACCCUCCCCUUCAACACUUUGAUCUCUCUCAACCGGCCUUCCAACAAAUUGCUCAAUACAAAGCUGGCAUAGUACCUGUAGCUUACAGAAGGGUUCCAUGCCAAAAGAAAGGAGGCAUCAGUUUCACCAUCAAUGGUCAUUCUUACUUCAACCUAGUCUUGAUCACGAACGUUGGUGGCUCCGGAGAUGUUCAAGCAGUUUCCAUCAAAGGUUCAAGAACUGAUUGGCAACCAAUGUCCAGGAACUGGGGUCAGAACUGGCAGAGCAAUGCUAACCUCAACGGACAAAGCCUGUCCUUUAAGGUCACCACCAGCGAUGGCCGCACCUUGGUUUCAAACGAUGUUGUCCCUGAUAACUGGUCUUUUGGCCAGACUUUCACAGGGCAACAAUUCCCUUGAAGACACAGGGAACAACAACAUAGAGUCAUAGACCCUCUACACUUCAUAAGUCAUUGGAAGUGUAUGGUUAAUGCUAUAAUAGUAUAGUAGUAUAAAUAAUGGAAGAGUUACAUAGAAGUGUGUCAUUAGGAGCAAAUGAGAAGGGCUUAUUUUAAGAUGGCUCUGGUCAUUUGAAUUGUGUCGUGAAGAAAUCUGUUCUGUUCUCUAUUGAAAAACUCAUAGACAGUUCAUAUGGCAGUGGUGGUAGCAUAUAUAUAUCACCCGCCAGUUUUUUUGUUUCA
This is a messenger RNA of Lotus japonicus, 1160 nucleotides long. RefSeq names its product expansin-A15-like. Gene Ontology annotation, cellular component: extracellular region. Gene Ontology annotation, biological process: plant-type cell wall organization. The record is from RefSeq and is a predicted model, not a curated record. The coding region runs from base 133 to 879 and encodes 248 amino acids. The transcript is spliced from 4 exons. NCBI's taxonomy places the organism in Eukaryota, Viridiplantae, Streptophyta, Magnoliopsida, Fabales, Fabaceae.